GAAUCUUUGCCUAUAAAAGGAUAGAACUCCCAAGCAAAACCAAGUGUAACUGCUAGCUAGGAAGAAGUUCAAUAACAACAUAUUUUCCCUAAGGCUUUUCUUUUCAGUUUUUCGAGUUCUUUUCAGUACUGUGUUGAAACAGUUGGAAAGAAAUGGAGGAAAAGAUAAUUUGGACAAUUGCAGAUGCUGUAAACUACAAGGGUCUCCCUGCUGAUAGAUCUAAAACUGGUGGUUGGGUGCCUGCUGCCCUCAUCCUCGGGAUCGAAAUUAAUGAAAGGCUCUCAACAAUGGCGAUAGCAGUAAAUCUAGUUACGUACUUGGGUGGUACGAUGCAUCUACCAAGUGCAGCAUCAGCCAAUAUAGUGACAGAUUUUAUGGGCACAGCAUUUCUCCUCUGCCUCCUUGGAGGUUUUCUUGCUGAUUCUUUCCUUGGAAGAUACAAAACCAUUGCAAUCUUUGCCGUUAUACAGUCACUGGGAACAGGCAUGUUAACAGUGACAACAGGCUUGCCACAGCUGAGGCCACCUCCUUGCCAUUCACGCGAGAAGUGCAAACCAGCAAAUGCAUUGCAGAUGGGAAUUCUAUACAUAUCCUUAUAUCUAAUAGCACUAGGCACUGGCGGCUUAAAAUCUAGUGUCUCUGGAUUUGGAACCGAUCAAUUUGAUGAGAAAGAUGAGAAGGAAAAAUCACAAACGGCCCAUUUUUUCAAUAGAUUCUUCUUAUUCAUCAGCAUAGGAACUUUGGCAGCCGUUACGGUGCUUGUUUAUGUUCAAGAUGAAGUUGGAAGAAGCUGGGCUUAUGGUAUUUGCUGCAUAUCCAUGUUAAUUGCUAUCAUAAUCUUCUUUUCGGGCACUAAAAGGUACCGCUACAAGAGAAGUUCCGGAAGUCCGAUAGCUCAAAUAUUUCAAGUCAUUUUGGCUGCAAUAAGAAAAAGGAAUAUGAAUGUUCCUUAUGAUGUUGGCAUGCUUUAUGAGACUAAUACAGAGGCUUCAAGAAUCCAACACAGUGAACAAUUUCGGUUUCUGGACAAGGCUGCUAUUGUAGAAGAAGGAGAUUUUGAGGACUAUGCAAACUCUAAUCCAAAUCCAUGGAAGUUGUGCACAGUGACCCGGGUGGAGGAAGUAAAAAUGAUGGCUAGGCUAAUCCCAAUUUGGGCCACAACUAUCCUUUUCUGGACAACCUAUGCACAAAUGAUUACAUUUUCAGUUGAACAAGCAGCAACCAUGGAACGAUCUGUUGGCGAAUUCAAAAUUCCAGCAGGGUCUCUUACUGUGUUUUUUGUGUCCGCCAUCUUAUUCACUUUGACAAUUUAUGAUCGAUUUAUCAUGCCAUUAUGGCAAAAAUUGAAGGGAAAACCAGGUUUUACCAGCCUUCAAAAAAUAGCCAUAGGGCUUGUGCUUUCUACCAUGGGAAUGGGAAUAGCUGCACUAGUUGAGAUGAAAAGGUUGUCAGUGGCAAAGUCUAUGGGGCGCAACAUAUCAUCAUUGCCUAUUAGUGUAUUCUUUUUAAUUCCACAAUUCUUUUUAGUUGGAGCUGGGGAAGCAUUCAUAUACACAGGCCAACUCGAUUUCUUCAUAACACAGUCACCAAAAGGGAUGAAGACUAUGAGCACUGGGCUUUUCUUGACAACCCUUUCUCUUGGUUUCUUUUUUAGUAGUUUCUUAGUCUCUAUUAUCAAGAAGGUGACAGGAAGCAAUGGUGGUUAUGACUGGCUUGCUGACAACAUAAAUUACGGAAGGCUUGAUUGUUUCUAUGGGAUUCUUGCUAUAUUGGGUGUCAUAAACUUUGUGCUUUAUCUAAUCUGUGCAAUAUGGUUCAAGCCAAGGAAGUCUAAAUCUGCCAUAAAAAUGGAGACUAUGAACAAUGGAAAUGUUGCUGAUGACAGAUGCUAGGAUUUAGUUGAUGUCAUUCAAUCAUCUUCUCUUACUUUUAUUCAGUAUUGUAUAGUGAGAGGAAGUGUUGUCUUUCUUUCAUGUGCUCUAUCUAUUAUCAUUGGUGUUUGAUUGAUUUCA
Capsicum annuum is the source of this 2012-nucleotide messenger RNA. RefSeq names its product protein NRT1/ PTR FAMILY 6.2. The transcript is spliced from 6 exons. The record is from RefSeq and is a predicted model, not a curated record. Gene Ontology annotation, biological process: oligopeptide transport; transmembrane transport. Lineage: Eukaryota; Viridiplantae; Streptophyta; Magnoliopsida; Solanales; Solanaceae. Gene Ontology annotation, molecular function: transmembrane transporter activity. The coding region runs from base 153 to 1892 and encodes 579 amino acids. Gene Ontology annotation, cellular component: membrane.